This is a messenger RNA of Sphenostylis stenocarpa, 378 nucleotides long. Lineage: Eukaryota; Viridiplantae; Streptophyta; Magnoliopsida; Fabales; Fabaceae. The record is from the annotation of a GenBank genome assembly.
AUGGGCUGUGUCUUCCAACUCUUCGUUCUUCCAAAACUUCACCUUUUCGUUUGGUACUGUGAAGAGAACAUAACAGUGGGUGGUUGCACCGCAGGAGAAGGUGUUGCCAAUAGAUUUGACAGUGGGAAGAUGCACCCUCCGUUAACAUUGCACAAACACCCAAUGUGUGCCGAAAUUAUUGAGCUAUUUCAAAAGUGUCAUGUAGAACAUCCAAUUGCAAAAUUCUUUGGUGAAUGUACUGAUUUGAAAAUAAAAUUGGAUCGCUGUUUCAGAGAAGAGAAAGCUUUGAAGCGGAAGGCUAAUUUUGAAGAGAGCAAAAAGUUAAAGGAACAAUUGCGAAUUUGGAGGAAAGAAAAUGCUGCAAGCAGUAGUCAAUAG